UCCGAGAAGCUGUUGCAGCCUGCACCCCUGGAGCCGCUGGGCGGUCCUGGCGCUGUGCUGGAAGCCGCGGUGGGUGAGGAGACCGAAGGCACACGGGAAGACGGCUCAGGGGUCGACACGGUGAGGAGAGGGGCGGUGGAAGCUUCCGGCCUGGGGCCGGGCCUAGCGAGCCGGGCCGGGCCGCCCUGGCUGGGUCUGGUGGGUGCGGUCCCCGAGGCCGGAGGAUGACCCGCAGCUGAGUGGAAAUGGACUCACAGGCGCGGCGUGGGCCCUGUCACGCGCUGACAGUGGACGCGCCCCCCAGGGUCUGGCCCGGUAGAGGCUCGCGGCUGUUUCCGGCGGGCCGAGGGGGUCGCUGGGAGGCGGCUACACCCACGGAGAGAGGCGAGUGUGCGCAGUAAGGGGGGCUUGGCCUGCUGACCUGUCGGGAAAUGGACCUCAACGUCACGUUAAAGAGAAGGGACAGAGGAAGAAACAUUCGUUGAACUCUCCAUUUAACUAUGAUGGGAAAUAAUUUUUGGUUGAAGAAAAUAGAAAUCAGUGUUUCAGAAGCAGAGAAGAGAACUGGAAGAAAUGCCAUGAACAUGCAAGAAACAUACACUGCUUACCUCAUCGAGACUCGGUCAGUUGAACAUGCUGAUGGUCAGAGUGUGCUCACAGACUCGCUGUGGAGGCGCUACAGUGAGUUCGAGUUGUUGAGGAACUACCUUUUAGUGUACUACCCACAUGUCGUCGUACCACCUCUCCCAGAAAAGCGGGCAGAGUUCGUGUGGCAUAAACUCUCUGCUGACAACAUGGAUCCAGACUUUGUGGAGAGACGACGGAUAGGCUUAGAAAACUUCCUCUUGAGGGUCGCUUCACAUCCUGUCCUUUGUAGAGACAAAAUCUUCUAUUUGUUUUUAACCCAGGAAGGUAACUGGAAGGAGACUGUGAAUGAGACUGGAUUUCAGCUGAAGGCAGACUCCAGGUUAAAAGCGCUUAAUGCAACAUUCAGAGUGAAAAACCCAGACAAGAGGUUUACUGAGCUGAGGCACUACAGUGAUGAGCUGCAGUCUGUCAUCUCACAUCUCCUUCGAGUCAGAGCUAGAGUAGCAGAUCGACUCUACGGUGUAUAUAAAGUACAUGGGAAUUAUGGGAGAGUUUUUAGUGAAUGGAGUGCUAUUGAAAAGGAAAUGGGCGAUGGGCUGCAGAGUGCUGGGCAUCACAUGGACGUGUAUGCGUCUUCUAUUGAUGAUAUUUUGGAAGAUGAAGAGCACUAUGCGGAUCAGCUGAAGGAGUACCUGUUUUAUGCAGAAGCGCUUCGGGCUGUGUGCAGGAAGCAUGAGCUGAUGCAGUAUGACUUGGAGACAGCUGCUCAAGACCUGGCUUCCAAGAAACAACAGUGCGAGGAGCUGGCCACUGGGACUGUGAGAACAUUCUCGUUGAAGGGAAUGACUACCAAACUCUUUGGUCAAGAAACUCCAGAGCAAAGAGAAGCCAGGAUAAAGGUGCUAGAGGAGCAGAUAAAUGAAGGGGAACAGCAGCUGAAGUCUAAAAAUCUGGAAGGCAGAGAAUUUGUGAAAAAUGCAUGGGCUGAUAUCGAACGCUUCAAAGAACAAAAGAACCGGGACCUAAAGGAAGCCCUCAUCAGCUAUGCUGUCAUGCAGAUCAGCAUGUGCAAAAAGGGAAUUCAGGUUUGGACCAAUGCUAAAGAAUGCUUCAGCAAGAUGUAAUCCCAUGAAGUGACUUUCUCUUCAAUCAAAGCGCCCCAAAACGAAGCACAAGUAAAAGAAAUUCAAUUGCUACCUAAUAUAUAAAAGUAUACAGUAAAUGGAACAAAUCAGCUUUCUUUAAGCAUAGUUGUGUUCAUAUAGCACAAAAUGAUACAUUUUAAUGAAGAAUAAAUAUUAUAAUUUGAAGUUUUGGGGACUGGUGCUGAUUCCAAAAAAGUUAAUUUAAUAGGAUACACCAACAGAUUGUUAGUCAGGCUUCUGAACCAGUGCCUGCACGUCAGGAUGCGAGUUAAUUCCAUGUGCUCCUCUCAGUGCCGACUGUCCAGAUCUCUUCAUGGGGGAGUUCUUCCCAAGACGAGACUCCUGCCCGUAUUUACUUUGUAGGACCCACUUCUGCCGUAGGGUUAUUUUAUCUUGCCUUAGAGUUGAGCUGUUUGGUUUGACAAAGCUCAGCAGAAACUUGUUGUGAAGUCUAAGGUUUUCCUCCCUGUUCCUAGAGCCUGCACCAUCCGCAACACUAGAAAAUGCCUUCAGUUUGUGUUUCACCAAAAUUUUGAUACUGGUCAGAAAUUUUAUACUGCCAAUAAUGAAGUCUCAGCUUCUCAGAUUUGCAGUGGAGUAAAUACAUUAUUACGAUCUAGAAAUUGCUAUAUAGAAAGUUUUAAUUGAACGUUAUUAUUCUCAAAAAAUUGUUAACGUCAGCAGCAAGCCUCAGUUUUGUUUGCUUGGCUCUGUGCACGUGGCAUUUCAGGGUACGAGAUGGAGCAUUUCCAUGUGUGAUGCACUCGUGGUGAGCACAUGUGGGCUGGUACUGUCACCAGUAAUGUGCUUUUCUAUUGCCUGGCUGUGAUUUUUGUAAAGAUAAAUUAUGUUGUUGUGUUUUAAUGUGUGUUUCAUGGUACAUGUUCAGAAGCCAAGCACUCUCUCUGCUAGCUUGCAGAAUCCUAACCAUGCACUCAUUAUUUCUAAUGUUUUAAAACUAUACUCAGUACUGUUUGACAUUUGACUUUUUUACAUGUUUAAAAUGUUGCUGGAUUUUUGUGCUGUUUGCCAAACUUAUAUAAUAAAGGAAGUGUCGUGUUUAUUUCCA
Molecule: messenger RNA, 2802 nt
Organism: Mastomys coucha (southern multimammate mouse)
Lineage: Eukaryota; Metazoa; Chordata; Mammalia; Rodentia; Muridae
Gene: Snx4
Product: sorting nexin 4
Exons: 14
Coding region: 501-1712 (403 amino acids)
Biological process (GO): protein transport
Molecular function (GO): phosphatidylinositol binding
Source: RefSeq, a predicted model, not a curated record